This is a messenger RNA of Arvicanthis niloticus (Nile rat), 740 nucleotides long. Its product is annotated as carbonyl reductase [NADPH] 2-like. The record is from RefSeq and is a predicted model, not a curated record. Lineage: Eukaryota; Metazoa; Chordata; Mammalia; Rodentia; Muridae. Gene Ontology annotation, molecular function: L-xylulose reductase (NADPH) activity; carbonyl reductase (NADPH) activity. Gene Ontology annotation, biological process: glucose metabolic process; xylulose metabolic process.
AGCAUGAAGAUGAAUUUCAGUGGCCUGAGGGCCCUGGUGACAGGGGCAGGUCGAGGGAUUGGGCGGGGCACUGUGAAGGCCCUGCACGCCUCAGGAGCCAAAGUGGUGGCCGUGACCUGUGACAACUCGGACCUGGUCAGCCUUGCCAAAGAGUGUCCUGGGAUAGAGCCCGUGUGUGUAGACCUGGGUGACUGGGAGGCCACAGAGAAGGCGCUGGGUGGUAUCGGCCCUGUGGACUUGCUGGUGAACAAUGCAGGGGUGGCGCUAAUGCAGCCCUUUAUAGAGUCUACAAAGGAGAUCUUUGACAGGUCCUUCAACGUGAAUGUGCGAGCCAUUGUGCAGGUGUCCCAGAUGGUAGCCAAGGGCAUGAUUAAGCGUGGAGUGGCAGGAUCUAUUGUCAACAUCUCCAGCAUGGUGGCCCACGUCACCUAUCCUGGCCUGGCCACCUACAGCUCCACCAAAGGCGCAUUAACUAUGCUGACCAAAGCCAUGGCCUUGGAACUGGGGCCACACAAGAUCCGGGUAAACUCUGUAAACCCCACUGUGGUGCUGACUGACAUGGGCAAGAAAGUCACUGAAGACGCUGAGUUUGCCAGGAAACUCAAGGAGCGCCACCCACUGAGGAAGUUCGCAGAGGUUGAGGACGUCGUCAACAGCAUCCUCUUCCUGCUGAGCAACCAUAGUGCCUCCACCACUGGCUCUGGCAUCCUGGUGGAUGCUGGCUACCUGGCCUCCUAGAC